AUGGCAAAUCAAUUAGAUGUAUUGGCAACAAUUGAAGCUAAUCUACAACAAGCAAUACAACGUAAAAAACCACAAGAACAAAUAAAAACAUUAAAAUUUGAAUUUGAUGGUCAAAUUCGUGCAUGUUGUUUAUCAAAAUCAUUUACAUAUUCUGAUUUACUUCAAUGUAUUAAAAAAUUAUUUGGUCAUCGUAUAUUAUUAUCAAUUGAUUUAAUUCAAUGUUUAUUUUCACGUGAUAAUAUAUUACGUUUAUCAAUAACAAAUGAUGAAGAUUUAAAUAAAGUACUUGCUAUAAGUGAAAUAAAUGGUUCAAAUAAACUUAAUUUUCUUUUAAUAAGAAAAAAAUCUCAUAUAAUAUCUCAAAUAAUAUCAAUGAAUAAUUAUGAUGAUUCAAGUUCAAUAUCUGAUGAUGGACAAACUAUUGAAUUUGAUGAUACUAGUCUUGAUUCACCACCACCAGGUACAAUUACAUCACAAAAAUAUCGUACAACAACAAUACCAAAAGAUGGAGGAAUUUUUAUUCCAGAAUCAAGUGAUGAUACAUAUUCAAGUGGUGGUUCAUCUGUUACUAGUCGAGAAUCAAGUGGAAGUGAACAUAAUUCAAGACGACGUUUACGAAAUACAUCUUUUGUUAGACUUCGAGCAUCAUCAUCGAAUACAAGUAGUGGUAGUGGAAUAAAUUCAAGUAGUAGUUCAUCUCAAACAAAUUUAUGUGAAUCUUUACGUACACAAUGUUCUUGUUCUGGUCAACAAUAUAAAUCUCCACAAACACCGACAAAUUGGAAAUUAGGUCGACAAUUAGGACAAGGUGCGUUUGGCCGAGUUUUUCUUUGUUAUGAUGUUGAUACUGGUAGUGAAUUAGCAAUAAAACAAAUUUCUAUUCGUGGACUUAAUUCUGAAACUACAAAAGAAGUAAAAAUUCUUGAAUGUGAAAUCAAUAUAUAUAAACAACUUGAUCAUGAACGUAUUGUUCGUUAUCAUGGUGCAUUACAAACAGAUGAUUAUUUCCAAAUAUUUAUGGAAUUUAUGGCAGGUGGAUCUGUACGUGAACAAAUAUUAAAUUAUGGUGCAUUAACAGAACAAUUAACAAAAAAAUAUACAAAACAAAUACUUGAAGGUCUUAUAUAUUUACAUGAAAAUCAUUUUGUUCAUCGUGAUAUUAAAUGUGCUAAUAUUUUAAGAGAUAUAUCAGGUAAUAUUAAAUUAAGUGAUUUUGGUACAUCAAGACGACUUAUUGCUAUUACCAAUCAAAAUCAACCAGAUUCAGGAACUAUUGGGACAGCUCAUUGGACAGCACCAGAAAUAAUUCGCGGAAGUAUUUUUGGACGUAAAGCAGAUAUUUGGAGUCUCGGUUGUACAAUAGUUGAAAUGCUAACUACUGGUCCUCCAUGGCAAAAUUUACAACCAAUUGCAGCUAUAUUUCAUAUAGCUACUUGUGAAAAACCUGAAUAUAAAUUACCAGAAAAUGUAUCUCAUUUAGCGAGAGAAUUUAUUGAUACAUGUUUAACAAAAGAUUAUCAUCAACGACCAACAGCAAUAGAUCUUAUGCGUCAUCCAUUCUUAGAUAAUGUUCAUUUUCAUCAUUGUCAUCAUGACUCUCUUCAAUAG
Messenger RNA from Rotaria sp. Silwood1, 1608 nucleotides. The record is from the annotation of a GenBank genome assembly. Lineage: Eukaryota; Metazoa; Rotifera; Eurotatoria; Philodinida; Philodinidae.